AUGAUCAAUCCCAAGAAACUAGCUAGAAUAACAAGGAACUUGCAGAAUCUAGCAGCACUAAGGCCAAAAAGAAUCACGGUUCCAAGAGUCGCUGGUUGUGCAGACUUUUUUGGUAAGGGUUGCUUUGUGGUGUAUACUUCUGAUGAAAUACGGUUUGUGGUGCCAUUGGAUUAUCUCAAGAAUGAAAUAUUUAAAGAACUCUUGGAGAUAGCAGAGGAAGAGUACGGGUCGCAGAGAGAUGGGCCGAUUAAACUGCCUUUCAAAGCCACCUUCAUGCAAUACACCGUUUAUCUGAUAGAAAAACAGAUGGGCAAAGACUUAGAGGAGGAAUUUCGCACGACUAUAACUUCAUGGCGGUGCUUAUCCACUACAAAUGUUCGACUACAAGUUCAUCCACUUUUACUAGUGGGAUAA
Lactuca sativa (garden lettuce) is the source of this 414-nucleotide messenger RNA. Its product is annotated as auxin-responsive protein SAUR68. Gene Ontology annotation, biological process: response to auxin. The record is from RefSeq and is a predicted model, not a curated record. NCBI's taxonomy places the organism in Eukaryota, Viridiplantae, Streptophyta, Magnoliopsida, Asterales, Asteraceae.